UAAGUUAUAUCAUCAUAUAUUAUAAGAGACCAAACAAACUUUAUCCAGUUCAAUUCCUCACUAGAAAGUAAAAACAAAGCAAAUAAGUAACUAAAAUUGUAACUCUAUAUCUAUUAUUUAUCUUAUUAUAUACAGGGUAUUGUGAUGAAGCACCAAAGUAUCAAGAUUUGCGUUGCCACAUUAAUAGUGGUAGUUAUGUUAUCAUUGAUGUGUUGCACAAAUGGAACAAGCACAAGCAACAACCUCAAUCCAUUGAUUCUAAUACCAGGUAAUGGAGGGAACCAACUAGAAGCAAAAUUAACAACUCAAUACAAACCUUCUAGCUUAAUUUGUGAACCAUGGUAUCCUCUUUUUAAGAAGAAAAAUGGAUGGUUUAGAUUAUGGUUUGAUUCGAGUGUUUUACUUGCUCCCUUCACUCAAUGUUUUGCUUCUCGCAUGACGCUUUAUUACGACCAAGAACUUGAUGAUUACUUUAAUGCCCCUGGAGUACUGACACGUGUCCCUCAGUUUGGUUCUACCUACUCUCUUCGCUAUCUCAAUCCUCGUCUAAAGCUUGUGACAGAUUACAUGGCUUCUCUAGUAGAUUCACUAGAACAACUUGGUUACAUAGAUGGUAAAAAUCUAUUUGGAGCUCCAUAUGAUUUUCGGUAUGGUCUAGCAGCUCCAGGUCACUCAUCUCAAGUUGGUUCCAAAUUCUUAAACGACCUUAAGAAUUUGAUUGAAAAAGCAAGCAAUUCCAAUGGAGGGAAACCAGUAAUAUUGGUUUCACAUAGCUUAGGAGGUUUAUUUGUCCUCGAGCUACUGAAUCGAAAUCCUUCUUCUUGGCGCAAAAAAUUUAUUAAACAUUUUAUAGCUCUUUCUACUCCAUGGGGCGGAACUAUUGAUGAAAUGUUUACUUUUGCAUCGGGCAAUACUUUAGGAGUUCCUUUAGUGAACCCUUUAUUAGUGAGAAAUGAACAGAGAAGUUCAGAGAGUAAUUUAUGGCUUUUGCCAAAUCCAAAAAUGUUUGAUAUUAAAAAAACUUUAGUUGCGACUCCAUAUAGAAACUAUUCAGCUCACGAUAUGGUUGAUUUUCUUAAAGAUAUUGGUUAUUCUGAGGGGGUUUAUCCAUAUGAAACUCGAAUUUUACCUUUGAUAAAGAAAAUAGAAGCACCAAAUGUUCCUAUUACUUGUUUUGUAGGGAAGGGUGUGAAAACUAUGGAGGAAUUGUUUUAUAGGAAUGAUGAUUUUGAUGAAAGGCCAGAGAUUUUUUAUGGUGAUGGUGAUGGAACUGUGAACAUGGUUAGCUUGUUGGCACUUGAGUCACUAUGGAAAGAUGAGAAAAAUCAGUACUUGAAAGUUAUUAAAAUUGCUGAUGUGUCUCAUAAUUCUAUAUUAAAAGAUAAAGUUGCAGUUGAUGAAAUUAUUGGUGAGGUGAGUAGAAUUAAUUCUCAUGAUGAUCAACUUGGGUUGAGCAAAAUUUCUUUGGCUAUGCCUAUAUAUGAUGGAAAAUGAUCGAGGACAUGUAUAGUUGCAAAUGGCCGAAAGCUAGUACUUGAUGUGAUGGAGGUUUUUGUAUUGCUAUUUUACAUUGAUAUAGGAAUUAAUUGUUAUGAUGUGAAUAUGAUACUAUCUUUUAACCAUUGAUGUUUUGAUAUUGUAGUGAGUAAUAAGUUUGAUAUUAAGAAUGGCAUGACAUAAGAAAGAAAACAUCUGCACAAUUACACUCUCUGCAUUGUUGGGUUGGUAGUUCAUUUGUGAAAUCACACUAACACUGAUUUUGUUGAAAUUUGAAAGUAUAAUUUCAAAGUAUUGUAUUUC
Messenger RNA from Cicer arietinum (chickpea), 1800 nucleotides. Its product is annotated as lecithin-cholesterol acyltransferase-like 1. Gene Ontology annotation, biological process: lipid metabolic process. Lineage: Eukaryota; Viridiplantae; Streptophyta; Magnoliopsida; Fabales; Fabaceae. The record is from RefSeq and is a predicted model, not a curated record.